This is a messenger RNA of Salvelinus namaycush (lake trout), 1866 nucleotides long. RefSeq lists its product as uncharacterized. The transcript is spliced from 8 exons. NCBI's taxonomy places the organism in Eukaryota, Metazoa, Chordata, Actinopteri, Salmoniformes, Salmonidae. Gene Ontology annotation, biological process: cellular response to lipopolysaccharide; inflammatory response; positive regulation of gene expression. The record is from RefSeq and is a predicted model, not a curated record. The coding region runs from base 308 to 1417 and encodes 369 amino acids. Gene Ontology annotation, molecular function: cytokine activity.
GACUACCUACACACUACCAGUCGGAAGACUGCCUACACACUACCAGUAGGAAGACUGCUAACACUCACUAGCAGUGGGAAGACUGCCCACAUACUACCAGUGGGAAGACUGCUAACACUCACUAGCAGCGGGAAGACUGCCCACAUACUACCAGUGGGAAGACUGCCUACAUACUACCAGUGGGAAGACUGCUAACACUCACUAGCAGCGGGAAGACUGCCCACAUACUACCAGUGGGAAGACUGCCUACAUACUACCAGUGGGAAGACUGCCUACAUACUACCAGUGGGGAGACCUAGAGAAGGAUAUGGAUAUCAAAGAUUCACCUGUGAAGGGAGGUAUCUCUAUACUUCACACAGAGGAGGAUGGGAAACACCACUAUGAAGUGGAGAAGAUCCUCAAGUUCAAGAACGGAGGAGGAGCCUUCGCCAGGUGUGUGGUGUUGUUGUUCCUCAGAGAAGGAGACAAGCUCCUGACGAUCAAUGGAGUGGCCCUACAGGAUCUAUCCCCAGAGGCCUUCGCCAGGAUUCUGACGGAAGGAAACCCCAUGUUGACUGUCCACCAAGCCAGCAGGGCUCCUCCACCAGAGAGAUGCCCAGAGGGGGCUGAGGCCAGGGCUCUCCACCCGGUCUCCAAGGAGACCACCAUGCUCAGCUUCAGCCUGGAGAUGAGACGAGAGGACGACCUGGAUGACCUGGAGAGUGACUCCUAUCGCCCCAUGGAAGACCUCACAGAAGAGGAUGACAACAAAGCUGAUGAUGAGGUUGACGGUGUGUUCCUGGUUGCCAUGACGAACACCAGAAUCUCCGUGGUGAGGGGGCGUGGCUGCGGUGACGGGAGCUCUUGUCACAACUGUGGCAAGUCGGAUUGUAACUUCAACGAGGUUGUCAUGGUCGCAGAGUCCAGCAAAGUCACCUUGGUGUCACGAGGAAUGGGCAACUUGGAAAAAGUACAACAGUUGGACAACAUCUUUAUUGAAAACUAUUUAUACCACAUGUACCUUCGGCGUAAACUUACACGUAAGAUGUGGAGUAUUCCUAGUUUGUCAGCAACUCCAGAGAAGAUCACCAUCUAUCACUACAAGUCUGACUGUGUGGACGGAGAGUUUCGGGGGGUCCCUGUGGUCCUCAACUUCACCAGCUCUAACUGUUUCCUCAAGUGUGUUAAGGACGGAGAGAGAGUCUCUCUCUGUGUUGAGGCUUGUGACAAACACAGACUGAAAAGCAUCAGGAAGGAUGAUGAGGAGAUCCAGGCGUUUGUCUUCUACAUGAAGGCUGAAAUGAGCAAACAGCGCCGGUUUGAGUCCGCCUACUGCCAGGGCUGGUUCAUCCACACUUCUACCGAGACUAAAGUAGUUUUGGGGAAACCCCAGGGGAUGACAGGGGACCAGUCAUUCUUCUUUGUCAUCCAUAAAUGAUGAAGAGGGUUUGUUGUUUCUGCAUGUUAUGUUACUCUAUGUAGUUUAUUUUAUACCGUCAUUUUAUACCACCAUUUUAUACCACCAUUUUAUACCAUGUCAUUUGUAUUUUUUUAUUGAUCCCAUGAGUCCCUGGAAAACGAUGAUGAUUGCUGAGUGGACUAUACUGGCUACCAUAAAUGUGCUGUAGAUGAAUUGAAUGUAGAGAAACAGAGCCCAGGAAAAGUAUGGGGGUGUACUGAUAUUACAAUACGUAUGUGUAAUACAAUAAUGCAGCAGUGACCUGCUAUUCUGCUAUUGCAGAGAGAAGUAGCUAUGUAUCAUACACAAAUAAUUAGCAUUUGUUUGUAUUUUUCACUUAUUGAUAGUUUAGUCAGAUGAGUAAUGCUUUUAUAUUCUUUUUCUGUGACUUAAGUAUUUUUAUUUAGAAUAAAAUGUAUUCUAAAACU